Solenopsis invicta (red fire ant) is the source of this 1497-nucleotide messenger RNA. RefSeq names its product translocon-associated protein subunit alpha. Gene Ontology annotation, cellular component: endoplasmic reticulum; endoplasmic reticulum membrane. The transcript is spliced from 5 exons. The record is from RefSeq and is a predicted model, not a curated record. Bases 170 to 1009 code for a protein of 279 amino acids. NCBI's taxonomy places the organism in Eukaryota, Metazoa, Arthropoda, Insecta, Hymenoptera, Formicidae.
UGACGACUACUGUGCUGAACUUCCACGUAGCACGCAGCGCCGUAUGAAGAUAACAGUCGUCGGCGUUAUGUCGGAGCAUUGUAGGAUCAGAAGUAUUGUCGUGAGUGGACGUUAAAUUGAGAUUAAUCAGUGUUCUUAACAGAAGUUGCCUGUCGAGCAACGAAUUAAAAUGAGGAAUUUUAAUAUUCUUUUAUUCUUGAUUGUUUCAACAAUUGUACUUGCGGUGAAAGAAGAUUGUGUCUAUGCUCAAGAGGAUGAAAAUAUUGAUGACAUCGUUGAUGUGGAAGGUGAAGAAGGUAGUAUAAUAACUGAUGAAGAAGUAGAAGAAGAUACUAGUAAUGCCUCCGCCGACGCUGAUACAACAAUACUUUUUACGAAACCUGUUCACAAUACACUGUCGACUCUUGAAUUGCCAGCUGGAAAUAUAGUGGAAUUUCUUGUGGGCUUUACCAACAAAGGUGAAAAUGAUUUUGUUCUGGAAUCACUGGAUGCUUCUUUCCGUUAUGCAAUGGACUUCAAUUUUUACAUUCAAAAUUUCUCCACGUUUACAUUUAACAAGAUUGUUAAGCCAAAGCAUGAAGCUACCCUAGCUUAUUCCUUUAUACCAUCCGAGAGUUUUGCUGGAAGACCGUUUGGCUUGAAUGUCAAUCUGAACUAUAAAGAUACGAAUGGAAUAUCUUACAAUGAGGCGGUUUUUAAUGAAACUAUACAAAUUAUAGAGAUAGAUGACGGUCUUGAUGGAGAAACCGUUUUUCUAUAUGUAUUCCUAGCGGCAUGCGUUAUAUUGACUCUUGUAGGAGGUCAACAAUUGUUAUCAUCUUUGGGACGCAAAUCGCGCUCCUCUACUACUCGUAAAGUGCCAGUUGAAAUGGGUACAUCCAAUCCUAACAACGUAGAUUAUGACUGGCUGCCGAAAGAAACUCUCAACAGAAUCAAUAAAUCUCCUAGAACUCUGAAGCAAAGCCCAAGGCAAAGGAAAACAAAAAGAACAGCUGGUUUUGAUGAUUGAACUAUAUUAAUAUUUAUGUAUUAUUUAAAAAAUGCAGGUAAAUCUGCUGCACCACACGAGAAAAUUGCAAUAAUUUUUAAAAAAUAAUUCAUGGUUUUCUAAUCUCUUAAGUGUAAAGCAGAUUACAUGAAUAAGAAAUAUCUACUUUUAAUAAGUAGUACAGAACGUGGAGUUUCUCAAUGAGUUUAAUGAGAUACUAUUGUAAAGAAAACUAUAUGACUACAUUCUGUAAUAUUAUUGUGAAUAUGUUGAACUUUAUAUAUGUUCCAAAUCAAUAGAGAGAAUAGUAUAAUGAUACUCAAUGAUUUAUUUUUGUUCAGAAAUUAUACAUAAUCACGUAUAUAGUACUUAAGAGUAAUACGAGUUAUAAUAUAAUUUCUUUUCAUUUAGAAUAAUUGUUCAUUUUUUAAAUUUAAUCUAUGUUAUUACAAAUAAUAUGAAUAUGCAUGUAUGUAUGCGUCUGGAAAUAAAAUUUGAUUAUUGUAAAA